This is a messenger RNA of Chaetomium fimeti, 1027 nucleotides long. RefSeq lists its product as uncharacterized. Lineage: Eukaryota; Fungi; Ascomycota; Sordariomycetes; Sordariales; Chaetomiaceae. The transcript is spliced from 2 exons. Bases 1 to 759 code for a protein of 252 amino acids. The record is from RefSeq and is a predicted model, not a curated record.
AUGGCGCCUAUCAUAACGCAAUGGAGCGAUUUCGACAGUGUUUACGAGGCCUUUGAUGCAAACACUCACGAGUUCUUGUACACGACAUUCUCAUUCAUUGACGACGACGAUGUCUUCUACUUCGGCCAGCUAAGCGCCCCAAAGCUCAAGAUCACCUUGGAACAGUACACCGCUGCAUUGGAACGGAUCCCCGACCAAGACAUUUUCCCAGACGUGCCGCCGGAUGCUCGCCUGACUCUUGCUGCGAACGACUGCGAUGUGAAUGCCCUCUACAUUAAGCGGCCCCGGUUGAGGAUGUACGAGGAAUAUAAAAAAGACGACAUGCUUUUCGUUAUUCCGACCCUCAUUCUCGACGAGGCACAUGCAUUGCAGAUCGUCUCUCAACAACCCCACCCUGGCAUCAUCGGGUACCAUGGCUGCCGCGUGCGGAGGGGACGCAUCACCGGGCUCGUGCUUGACAAGCAUCCGCAUGACCUGAAGGAAUAUCUCAAGGACGGGGUGGGUGAGAUUGAUAAGGAGGCAUUUAUGACCGCGCUCGAGUCGGCUGUUCGGCACCUCCACUCCCUCGGGCUCGCGCACAAUGGUAUGUUUGGUUGGGAUAUCCGGCCCCUGAUCGGUCGGAAGCUGGGCGCAUCUCGGGGGACGGUAGGCUGGAUUGACGGGGACGUUCUGGAAUACGCGGUAUCUGAAGAACGGCACGACUUGUCCGCCCUCGAAAAAGUCCGCGUUUGGCUUGACGAUCCGGAUUUUGAUAGGUAAACGCUACGAGGCUUGUGGUGCUAUCUGUGUACAGGCUAUCUCAUGCAGGGAUAGGGCGUUGAAACUUUGGGCUCGACGAGACAUGCAUGGUGCAAGAAAAGUAAAAUCGCAUCAAGUCCGAUUGUUCUGAAUCCGAACUACAAUCCUUGUUAAUUACGCUCCGGCAUUGGAUUUGGUGAAGAUAGGAAUUUUGUCGUACCAUCCCGCACACGAUCCAAGAGGCCUGCCGUAGCCCGUAGGUGCCAUGCGGGAGGCAGUUAGGUAUAUC